AUGAAGGAGCGCACGAAUAUACUGAAGAAUUUCAGGGAGCUAGUGUUGAGAUAUCUUACGGCUGCAGAUUCGUUUGCCGAAGGAGAAUCCGAUUGCUAUAUUUCUGCAGCCACCAGUUCCUAUUCAGUAGCUCGACAGACUUUGAACACAGAUGCUGAUGCUCUCGUCCUCAAAGAUGACAAUGGUGACGACGAUCUAGCCGGAGAACGUGGAACAACCGUCAGUCGGUCUAAAAUGGCAAACCACCUUUCUUUUCUUCACGUCCGCUUAAUAAUUCUAUUGAGUUUCCUGGCAGGUUCUCACGCCGACCGGUUCACCAGUGACUUAUUGCGGAGAGCUGUGCAGUUCUCUAGGAAAGAUAACGUCAUUGUAUCUCCAUUUUCUGUUCGAGAAGCCUUAGCUCAGGUCUAUGUGGGAGUGAAGGGCAGCGCCGCUGAUGAACUUCAUAGUGAGCUACACUUGACUGGACAUUCAAAGCGCGAAUCAGUCGAAGAAUUUCGCAGAUUUCACCAAAUAUUGUCACCAGGUGGUGGAGCCACUUUGAAAAUAGCGAAUCGUAUAUUUGUGGCACACAGGUUUCCCGUGUUGCUAAAAUACAACGAACUUGUGAGGAAAAUAUUUCGAACAGAUGCCGAAAAUAUUAAUUUUUUGAACAGCCAACUGGCCGCAUCACGAAUCAAUAAAUGGGUAGCAACACGAACCGAAUACCUUAUCGAGGAAAUUGUUCAACCUGACAGUUUGGACGGUGACUUAAGAUUAUUGGUAAUUAACGCCAUUUAUUUUCAUGGAAAAUGGGAAAUACCGUUCCAUCCUAAAAAUACAGACAAAAGCGAUUUCUUCAUACCGGGUGAAGGUCCUGUUAAAGUCGAUAUGAUGCAUGGCCUAAUAAAUGUGCUCUAUGGACGAACAGAUGUUUUAGAUGCUCAUGCUGUGGAGCUUCCCUAUAUGAACUCCAAUAUUUCCAUGCUGGUAAUAUUACCCAAUAACCCCAAUGGUCUACCAAAAUUGGAGAGAAAUCUGUAUAAAGUUAACUUAUUAACGCUUACAUCUGAGUUUGAAAAGGAGAAAAUACUUUUGGAUUUGCCCAAAUUUAAGAUUGAAUUUAAGCUAAAUCUGAAUCAACCUUUAAAAGGUAUGGGAAUCCAAGAAAUAUUUAGAGAUCCUGAUUUUAGUGACUUGACAAGUCCUGGAGAAUGUUUUUUUGUAUCUGAAGUGCUACAAAAAGCGGUAAUUGAAGUGAAUGAAGAGGGAUCUACAGCAGCAGCAGCAACUAUGGCCGGAAUCUCUACGAAAAAGCGAAAGCCCACAUUUAAGGUGGACCAUCCAUUCCUUUUCGCAAUAAAAGAUCAGCAAAGAGUUUACUUUGUAGGUCGAGUCAGGAGAUUGGAUUAGUAUGGAAUAUUUCGCUGAAGGCUCAACCUAGAGCCAAUUCAUAUUCUCUAGUAAUUGUGAAUAUGCGAACUUUAUAAAAAUUUAAUAAUACAACCUUAAUAAAAUAGGCUGAAAAUAAUGGAGCAAGUGAAGCAAAUAAGA
Molecule: messenger RNA, 1533 nt
Organism: Scaptodrosophila lebanonensis
Lineage: Eukaryota; Metazoa; Arthropoda; Insecta; Diptera; Drosophilidae
Product: serine protease inhibitor 42Dd-like
Exons: 3
Coding region: 1-1392 (463 amino acids)
Molecular function (GO): serine-type endopeptidase inhibitor activity
Source: RefSeq, a predicted model, not a curated record